AUGGCUCCUGAUCUCAUUCGUGAUAGCGUCGCUGGAAACUUGAUCAAUUGGCUUUCCAAUGGUAAACUCUUACCAUAUCCUGAACAACGUCCUGACUUUGUUGUUCCUGAUAAAUAUCUGACAGACCCACCUCAAGUCUUGCAAGAAAAAUUGGCCUCCUUAUCUCCAACUGCCUCUUUAGAACAACCUUCCCCAGCCCUUUUCACAACCAGAAGUCAAGAAUCUCCUUCAAUCUCAAGUAGUUCACUACGUAAAGAAGAAGAAGAAUCUCCUAGAGUCUACGAAGCUGUGGAUGAAGAACGAGAUCUAGGUAUUUUGCCACAAAAAUCGCUUGAUCCUCUGGCCCAACCAGAUGAUUCCAGAAGUAUUGACCAUGGCCAAUUUAUUGUGGUUGAUUGGUAUGACCUCAAUGACCCUGAUAACCCACAAAACUGGUCAAAACUUAAGAAAUGCUGGAUCAUCUUUGGCAUUGCUUUCCUCACAGUUUGCAUGUACAUGGGCUCUUCAAUCUACGUUUCCGGUGCCCCAGAAAUGAUGAAAGAACUCAAUACUACCCGUGUCAUGGUCACCCUUCCUCUAACAACUUUCAUCAUUGGCUAUGGCGUGGCUCCAAUGGUUCUCUCACCACUCUCUGAACAUCCCCCAAUGGGUCGCACCUUGCUCUACAUUCUAUCUGUCGCCUUCUUCUGUGUUAUUCAAGUCCCAACCGCUCUUGGUAACACCAUUGAAAAAAUUAUUGGCUUAAGAUUGCUUGCUGGAAUGGCUGCUUCUCCUUCACUUUCCACAGGUGGUGCUACUAUAGGUGAUAUUGUUUCCUUCGAUCAUCUCCCCGCUGCUCUUGUCUUUUGGGCAGCUGGUGCACUUGGUGGUCCAGCACUAGGCCCCUUUAUUGGCUCUCUUUUUGUAGUCAAGGUGGAUUGGCGAUGGACUUUUUGGUUCUUGUGCAUCAUUUCUGGAUUCUUACUCUUGGUCAUUUCCUUCCUACUUCCAGAAACAAAUCACGCAACAAUUCUUCACCGCAGAGCUCAAAGAUUGCGCAACCUGACUGGAAACCAAGCAAUUCGCUCCCCUUAUGAGGUCCAAGAAAAACAACCCUUUUGGGAAUUCAUCAAGGAAACUCUUUGGCGUCCAAUCUUCAUUGCCUUUUUCGAGCCUAUUGUCCUUGCCCUCAAUAUCUACAUUGCCUUCAUCUACAUUAUCCUCAACUCAUGGUUCGAAUCUUUGCCUAUUGUUUUUAAUGAAUUUUACCAUUUCACAACCAUUGAGGGUGGUCUCGUUUAUAUCGCCGUACUUGUUGGUGGCUAUCUUGGUGGAAUUUGCUACCUCUUUUUCAUCAACCGCAUCAUCAAAUCAGAACACCCAGCUAUUGAAAAGUUUUUAAUUCCAGCAAUGGUUGGCUCAUUUUUCCUACCUACUGCACUUUUCAUCUUUUCCUGGGGGUCUUCUUCUCACUCCCAUUGGAUUGCACCUGUGAUUAGUAUUGCCAUUUUCACUUUUGGUGCUCUCUUCAUUUUCCAAUCUACUUUUGCCUACCUUGGCCGUGGCUUUUACCGUUUCUUGGCUUCCGUCUUUGCAGGUAACUGUCUCAUGCGCUCUGUCUUUGCCUCCAUUUUCCCCAUAUUUACACCACCAAUGUAUAAUAACCUGGCCAUUAAGGACUACCCGGUAGCCUGGGGAGGUACCAUUUGGGCAUGCAUUGGUGUUAUUAUGAUUGCCAUUCCAUUCACCAUUUAUCACUUUGGCGUCCAGCUCCGUGGUCGCUCAAAGUAUGCUAAUUAA
Magnusiomyces paraingens is the source of this 1779-nucleotide messenger RNA. RefSeq lists its product as uncharacterized. NCBI's taxonomy places the organism in Eukaryota, Fungi, Ascomycota, Dipodascomycetes, Dipodascales, Dipodascaceae. Gene Ontology annotation, biological process: xenobiotic detoxification by transmembrane export across the plasma membrane. Gene Ontology annotation, molecular function: fluconazole transmembrane transporter activity. The transcript has a single exon. The record is from RefSeq and is a predicted model, not a curated record. The coding region runs from base 1 to 1779 and encodes 592 amino acids.